Molecule: messenger RNA, 1407 nt
Organism: Ostreococcus tauri
Lineage: Eukaryota; Viridiplantae; Chlorophyta; Mamiellophyceae; Mamiellales; Bathycoccaceae
Product: Domain of unknown function DUF296
Exons: 1
Coding region: 1-1407 (468 amino acids)
Cellular component (GO): cytoplasm
Molecular function (GO): oxidoreductase activity
Source: RefSeq, a predicted model, not a curated record
AUGCCGACGCCGACGCGGGCGUCGCGCGUGGCGCGCGCGGGCGUGAACGAUGGCGAAAACCAACGUCGGGCGACGUCGCGUCGAUCGUCUGUGCGUCGCCGUCGAUCGCGCGACGCCCGGACGCGGGCGACGGGCGAGAAAACGGCCGCGCGAAAGAUCGCCAUCGUCGGUGGGGGGUUCGCGGGGACGUCCGUGGCGUAUCACGCGCUGGAGCGGGCGCGGGAAGCGGUGGCGGUGACGGUGAUCGAUCGCGUGGGCAUCGCUGGUGGGGCCUCGGGCGUCGCCGCGGGGCUGGUACAUCCGUACACGGCGCGCGGACGGGUGGUGUGGCGGGGGGUGGAGGGCGCGGCUGGGGCGCGGCGGUUGAUGCGCGUCGCGGCGAGCGCGAGCGAGACGGCGGCGGAUGGGGGAUGGCGCGAGCGGAGCGACGAUUGCGACGGCGGGUGGCGGGAAGACGUUGGACGAGCGACGGGCGAGCGACGGGGUGAACCGGUGUCGCGGGAGCCGGGUAUCGUGCGACCGGCGCGGACGGCGAAGCAAGGGAUGGAUUUCGUGAGGUAUCGAUCCGAGCGAGACGCGGCGGAUUUCGCGAGCGCGUGCGUGACGACGGAAGAGGCGAAAUAUUUAGCUCCUGGGUUGGAGUUCACCGACGAUGUGAUCGAUGCGGAGUCUCGCGGGGAGCCGCCGUGUGCCGGAGGGUUAUUCAUCCCGAAAGGUGUCGUCGUGGACGCGCCGAGGUACCUCGCGGCGCUCUGGGACGCGUGCGAGCUGUUGGCGUCUCGAGGCCCCGCGGGCACGCGUGCGUCUCUGCGCGUGCGCUCUAUUACGGAUGUGACCGAGUUAUUCGACGAGUUCGAUGAAGUCGUCCUGUGCUGCGGCGCGGGCAUCGCGAAACUCUUCGAUCAGAGCGUGAUACCGGUGCAGCUUCAGGGCGGACACGUGUUGGAGCUCAAACCGGACGAUAGCUUACGCGUGGGCGUGCUCGGGACGACGUACGUCGCGCCGCUCGGUGAAACACGCGCGAUGGUCGGGCCGACGAAGGAAUACGACGCGACCGUGGAUGACUUCUUCGACCGCGCCGGCGUGAUUCAGCGAGACGCGGACGCGCGGGCGACGCGCGCCGAGCGCGAGCUCCGCGAGCUCGCGUCCAGAGCGUACCCACCGACUUCGAGCUGGGAGCUCUUAAACUUAAAGUACGGCGUUCGUGCCAAUCCACCGCGCACACCCGAGGGGGCGCUCCCGCUCGUCGGCGCCGUCACUCUCGGCGACCGCCGUGUCUGGGUCGCCGCCGGUCUCGGCGCCCGCGGUCUCGUGUACCACGCCCUCAUCGGUGAUUGGCUCUCCAGGGCCAUCAUGGAAAAUGACGUGUCACAGAUCCCGAUCGAGUGCCGUUUAGACGUUAGGUAG